This is a messenger RNA of Priapulus caudatus, 797 nucleotides long. RefSeq lists its product as uncharacterized. The transcript has 3 exons. Bases 166 to 669 code for a protein of 167 amino acids. Lineage: Eukaryota; Metazoa; Priapulida; Priapulimorpha; Priapulimorphida; Priapulidae. The record is from RefSeq and is a predicted model, not a curated record.
CUCAAUUACUCGUAAGCCGAGAGGUGGGACCGGGUACCAGUCUAUGCCAAGAAUGCACAUCUGCACAGAAAUAGAGAAACAUGUUUGAAAGUUUGUUGGACAUCGGCAUGUAACAAUUAAUAAAUACAAUAUUCUUAGUGUUCUCGAAUGGAAAGGUAAAGAGAUAUGUCUGAGUUUCCGCACCUAAAAAAUGACAGCAGUUUAGAAUUAAACAGGGAUGUGUCUAUUCCUGAGUGUUCUGAUAUUUUGGUUGCAUCACGUGAAUUUGACAGACUUCGACGUGACCGUUUGACUGAUGGUGUAAGAGAUGGAAUAGCAGAAGGGCAGGAAAAAGCAUUGCAAGGUGGAUUUCAAGAUGGCUUUAAGCAUGUUGUAGAAUUGGCCUGUGAAAUUUCCAAGCUGAAGGCUCAGUUAAGCACUCUGCAGUCCCUGCGGCGCAAUAGCGUGACGCUCUCGCAGGCGGAAGAGUUGGACGGGCUGCAGCGGGACCUGGACGACCUGCUGUACAAGCUGCAGGACUCCAUCGGGACGCCGAAGGUCGAAGGGCAGGAAGAAGGUUGCCGCGGCGACGGCGACGGCGACGCGGCGGCAUCGGACGUUCGCGGGGAGUUGCGGCGUCUCGAGGAGAGGGUGAGCGCGAUCAUCGCGCAGAUCUACGCGAGCGGUUGAUGCCGACAACCCAAUGAUCGGCGUCUGUCUCUCGCGCAUCCUCCCCGAUUGUCCGGCGACGGAUCCUAACCGAGACUCCGCACAUAGUCGGAAUCGUCUGCACAUCAGCCACCACUGCCUUCACUAGA